Messenger RNA from Fopius arisanus, 2044 nucleotides. RefSeq names its product solute carrier family 23 member 2. Gene Ontology annotation, molecular function: transmembrane transporter activity. NCBI's taxonomy places the organism in Eukaryota, Metazoa, Arthropoda, Insecta, Hymenoptera, Braconidae. Gene Ontology annotation, cellular component: membrane. The transcript is spliced from 11 exons. Gene Ontology annotation, biological process: transmembrane transport. The record is from RefSeq and is a predicted model, not a curated record. Bases 237 to 1985 code for a protein of 582 amino acids.
UUCUUGGCAAGGGAUUAAGACGUUCACUCCUCGGCUCCUCAAUUAUCUCCAAUUGCCAUCAAUUAAACCAAACAAUACCAAAUAAAAUCAGUAAACGCCGAAGAUUCAUUGAAAAUUCCCGUGGAGAAAAUUCUGCCGGUCCAGUGGAUUCCUAUUUAAAUAAACGAAUUAAUUAGCAUUGAUAAUUGACGAAUAAAUCAUUGAAAUUGUGAACGUGCAAGUGAGAACUCUGGUCAAUGGAAUUAACCGACAUUUCGAUUGGAAAUCAUGAGGAGACAGAUAAGUCCGAGGAAAUUAAAAAAUCGAGGAAUCCACAGCUGACGUAUGGAAUUGAUGACGUACCCCCGUGGUAUCUCUGCCUUUUUAUGGCAGUUCAGCAUUAUUUAACGAUGAUAGGGGCCAUCGUCUCCAUUCCAUUCAUCCUCACCCCUGCCCUUUGCAUGGCUGAGGAUGACCCUUCUCGAAGUUACAUUAUCUCGACGAUGAUCUUCGUCACAGGGCUCGUCACACUAGCCCAGACUAUUUUUGGAUGCAGACUUCCCUUGGUCCAGGGUGGUACUAUAUCAUUUUUAGUUCCAACCCUAGCUAUUCUCAAUCUUCCCCAGUGGAAAUGUCCACCCGAAUCUGAAUUGUCAGCGAUGAGUUCGGAAGAAAGAACAGAAAUGUGGCAAAUCCGAAUGCGUGAGCUAUCAGGUGCGAUUGCUGUUUCCGCUUUAUUCCAGGUGUUCAUUGGAUUUUUCGGAAUCGUCGGGUACUUGUUGAAAUUUAUCACUCCCCUGACGAUUACCCCGACGGUGGCCCUUGUGGGGCUUUCUCUCUUUGAAAAUGCAGCGGAAACUGCCUCUCAGCACUGGGGAAUCGCUGGAGGGACAAUUCUGAUGCUGACACUCUACUCUCAGCUGCUGGUGGAGGUCCAGUGCCCCUUCAUCGUCUACAGGAAGGAAGAGGGAUUAAAAAUCAUCUGGUUCUACCUCUUCAAACUGUUUCCAGUACUCUUGACGAUUGUCGUCAUGUGGAUCAUCUGCGGGAUCUUGACAAUUACCGAUGCUCUACCUCUCGGCCAUCCUGGACGAACAGACACAAAGAUCAGAAUAAUCAGUGACUCUCCGUGGUUCAGGGUGCCAUAUCCUGGUCAGUGGGGAAUCCCCACUGUUUCUCUCUCUGGGGUUCUGGGAAUGUUGGCUGGAGUUCUUGCUUGCACUGUCGAAUCCAUCAGCUAUUAUCCAACGACAUCGAGGAUGUGUGGAGCACCACCACCUCCGGUGCAUGCCAUCAACCGGGGAAUAGCCUUUGAGGGUCUGGGGACGGUUUUGGCUGGGCUCUGGGGCAGUGGAAAUGGCACGAAUACUUUUGGAGAAAAUGUAGGAACCAUUGGGGUGACUAAAGUGGGGAGUAGGAGAGUGAUACAGUGGGCAUGUGUCCUCAUGAUCCUUCAGGGACUCAUCAGUAAAUUUGGGGCGGUCUUUAUCAUCAUCCCCGAGCCCAUCGUCGGGGGCAUAUUCUGCGUCAUGUUCGGAAUGAUCUGCGCAUUUGGUCUGUCUGCACUUCAAUAUGUGGAUUUGAAUUCCUCAAGGAAUCUCUACAUCCUUGGCUUCUCUAUUUUCUUCCCGAUGGUACUUUCCAAAUGGAUGAUCAAAAAUCCAGAUGUUAUCCAGACUGGCAAUGAAGUGGCAAAUGGUGUGAUAACUGUUCUCCUUAGUACAACGAUUCUUGUUGGAGGUGUGACUGGUUGUGUACUCGAUAAUUUUGUUCCAGGGACGUCCGAAGAGCGAGGACUGGACAAGUGGGCGAAUGAAAUGGCCCUGAACUUUUCGGAGAGCGCAGAGGACGAGGGAAAAGAACCAGAAUAUAACACAUUUGACUUCCCAAUUGGCAUGAAAUUACUCCGAAGGUGGAAAUGGACGUCGUACCUCCCCUUUUCACCCACCUACAAACCCCGAGCGAUGACCUGUCGACGCAGAAAGUCCACUUACAACGUCGAGUGAUGAAAUAAAACCACAAAUGCCAAUAUCUUCAAUAAAUAAUUUUAUUUUCUGUACAAUUA